CUUCCCACGUCCCCUUCUACUCACUCUUCCCUAUCUCGCCCUCUCCUUACUGGGAUAUCAUCUUCAUCUUUUUUUUCCCUCUUUCCUUACACGCCUCUCUCCCCUUUUGUCCCACGAUUGACUUUGUGUCACCCGCCCUUGUGAGCUUUUUUUUUUCUCCUCGCCUCUGAACACCUCCCAGGCUUUCGUAUUUUCCUCGAAUCCACCAACUAUCGCCAUGGCUUCUGCUGAGUAUGAUACCGAGAACGGUCGCUAUGACGACGAGCCUCGUUUCGAACGCGAUCGCAGCGCGUCACCUCGCGAUGAGCCUCGUGGGGACCGCGCCCGUAGCCGAUCCCCAGUUCGCCUUGAUGACCGGGGCACUGCGAUUCACCGCCUCAAGGAGGAGGACGAGGAAGGCGCGGUCAACACCGGCUCCAACCUGUUCGUGACUGGCAUCCACCCUCGCCUGACCGAGUCCGAUAUCUCGCGUCUGUUCGAGAAGUACGGCGAUGUCGAGAACUGCUCGAUCAUGGUCGACCCCCACACCAAGGAGUCUCGUGGCUUCGGCUUCGUCAAGAUGGUGACUGCCGAGCAGGCGGAUGCUGCCAAGGAGGGUCUUCAGGGCGAGGUCAUCGAGGGCCGCACCUUGAGCAUUGAGAAGGCGCGUCGUAGCCGCCCCAGAACCCCUACUCCUGGCAAAUACUUUGGUCCUCCCAAGCGCGGGGACUUCCGGGGCCCCCCUCGUGGUGGGCGUGGAGACCGCUACGAUGACCGCCGUGGCGGAUACGGGGGUGGCUGGCGCCGCAACGAUGACUACCGCUAUGGAAGCCGCUACGACUCCUACGGUGAUCGUGGCAGUGGCGGACGCGACUAUGGUCGUGACUACGGCCGUCGCGAGUAUCGCGAUGAAUAUGCAGGUGGCUACCGUGGUGGCAUCGACCGCUAUGCCUCUGGCCGCGAGGAUCGGUACGGCCGUGAGGAUCGUCGUGAUGACCGCCGCAGUGGCGACGAUCGCCGAGGCUAUUACGACCGCGAUGCUAACCCUCCCAGUUAUGAACAAGCCCCUCCCCGUGAAAACCGUGAAAACCGUGACGCCUACGCCAGCCGUUCCUACGAGUCGCGUGGCGGCGAAGACCGUUACAGUGGUGCCAGGUAGGUGAAGCACGCCUCAGGUCGGGCCUCGUUGAUGG
Penicilliopsis zonata CBS 506.65 is the source of this 1172-nucleotide messenger RNA. RefSeq lists its product as hypothetical. Lineage: Eukaryota; Fungi; Ascomycota; Eurotiomycetes; Eurotiales; Aspergillaceae. Gene Ontology annotation, cellular component: spliceosomal complex. Gene Ontology annotation, biological process: positive regulation of mRNA splicing, via spliceosome. Bases 218 to 1138 code for a protein of 306 amino acids. Gene Ontology annotation, molecular function: RNA binding. The transcript is spliced from 5 exons. The record is from RefSeq and is a predicted model, not a curated record.